This is a messenger RNA of Menidia menidia (Atlantic silverside), 522 nucleotides long. Lineage: Eukaryota; Metazoa; Chordata; Actinopteri; Atheriniformes; Atherinopsidae. The record is from the annotation of a GenBank genome assembly.
CUGGAUGGCGGAUUAAAACUUGGCUGUUUAGCUGAUGUUCACGUUGAAAGAAACCGCGCGAGGGAAGGUGCUGGGUGGAAAAACAAGAAGAGCAAAAUGGAGGACGGCUUCGGCAUUCAAGUAUGGAGGAUGAUGAACUUCCGUCAGAGGAUGGGAUGGGUAGGCGUGGCCCUCUACCUGCUGCUCAGCAUCCUGGCGACCUACUACAUCUUUGAGGUGCACAGCCUGAGCGUGGAGCGCGUGCAGAGAGGAGGGAUCAGCUCAUUGGCUCUGCCUCCGGCGGUCUCCGCCCACCUGCCUCCGGCGGUCUCCGCCCACCUGCCGGCGCUGACCCUGUGGAUGUGGGCGGGGCUAUUCCUGCUGCCCUACCUGCAGAUCUUCCUCUUCCUCUUCUCCUGCACGCGGGCCGACCCCCGCGCCGUCGGCUACUGUGCACUUCCUGUCUGCAUCGUCCUGCUGUGCAGCCGCCGCCACGCUGCCAAAUCGGCCAAUCACAGAGCGGGGUUGCUCAUCGACACGUAG